Molecule: messenger RNA, 621 nt
Organism: Mucor velutinosus
Lineage: Eukaryota; Fungi; Mucoromycota; Mucoromycetes; Mucorales; Mucoraceae
Exons: 7
Coding region: 1-621 (206 amino acids)
Biological process (GO): regulation of mRNA splicing, via spliceosome; mRNA processing
Cellular component (GO): spliceosomal complex
Molecular function (GO): RNA binding
Source: RefSeq, a predicted model, not a curated record
AUGGGUGACGCUGGCUUCUUCAAGGGUACAAGUGCUGAUCAAGACAGUCGUUUCAGUAAUAAAGAAAAGAAGUUACUCAAAUCCAUGAGUUUUCCUCCAGAAUUCGAUCAAAAGGUGGAUAUGAAAAAAGUCAACUUGGAUGUUAUUAAACCUUGGAUAAGUAAUAGAAUUACAGAGCUUCUUGGAUUUGAAGAUGAAGUGGUGAUUGAUUACACUUGCAGUCUGCUUGAAGAAAAGGACCAAGAUCCAAAGCGAAUGCAAAUCAACCUCACUGGAUUUCUGGAAAGCAAAACUCAAGCAUUUUUAAGCGAGCUGUGGAACCUAUUAUUAAGCGCACAAAAUUCUGUAGGUGGAAUCCCAACAGAAUUCAUCGAGCAAAAGAAGCAAGAACUGCGUCGAAAGCAAACACAGGAGGACGAGCGAAGAAAUCAACGCGAUUCAGUCAUGGACACCAUCCGUCAAAAGAAAACGGAAGAGUUUGAUGCAUUGCAAGAAGCCAAAAAAAGAAGUUCUCGCUUUGAUGAUCGAGAUACAGAUCCAGAUCCAGAUCCAGAUCACCUUCACGUAGCAGCAGACAUCAUUAUCAAGAAGAAGAGAAAGAAGGAGAAACAGCAAAAGUAG